Messenger RNA from Helobdella robusta, 2461 nucleotides. RefSeq lists its product as hypothetical. The transcript is spliced from 12 exons. The coding region runs from base 1 to 2310 and encodes 769 amino acids. The record is from RefSeq and is a predicted model, not a curated record. Gene Ontology annotation, molecular function: calcium-dependent cysteine-type endopeptidase activity. Gene Ontology annotation, biological process: proteolysis. Gene Ontology annotation, cellular component: cytoplasm. NCBI's taxonomy places the organism in Eukaryota, Metazoa, Annelida, Clitellata, Rhynchobdellida, Glossiphoniidae.
AUGGCCGAAAAAUGGCAAUGUGACAUAUGCACUUUGUUAAAUCCAAAUCUAGUCAGAACCUGUGAAGUUUGUGGUGCCCCCAAAAAGCUUUCUAAUAAAAAUUAUAAUUCACAACCUGUCAACAAUUUCAAUUUAUCAAGCAACAUCGGUAAUGAUGCUUGUCUUGUUCAUAAUAAUGUGAUAAAUGCCAAACCCAGUAGUACAGCAAAUUCAAGCUCAGGAAUAGGAAAGAUUACUCCAGAGAGAAACAGUGACAAUGAAAUCAGGAAUUGGACUUGUGUUGUUUGUUCGUUUGCCGAAAACAAAUCAUCAUACAUGGCAUGUAAAAUAUGUGACAGUCAUCGGUUUCCAGCUUCAGCCAACAACAACAGCAACAGAUGCUGCUGCAUUUGUGGCAAGCAGUGCACAUCCAUUAAUGAUGAUGAAACAAACCUCUGCAUUGCCUGUAUCAACUUACAAAUUUCACAAGCAGCAUCCAUGCAAAAUGUACUACAAUCUUCUGAGCCUUGUAAUGAAAAAUUUGAAAUUCAUAAAGGUGCUGCAUUUUCUAAAGAAGUUGAACGAAUUAUUCAAUAUUGUAAAAUGAACAAGGUAACAUUUAUAGAUGAUUCAUUCCCUCCAACCGACAAAUCAAUAUUUCAAAAAAAUCAGACCAACCUAAGAAACACUUUGAAAGCAUAUAAACAAAUUCAAUGGCUCAGACCAGCUAUUUACAAGGGAGUGUAUAAAAUAAUGGACUCUCCAAAGUCUACUGAUAUUGAACAAGGAUUGCUAGGAAACUGUUGGUUCUUAAGUGCACUGGCUGUCAUUGCUGAGAAGCCGUCUCUAUUGGAAAAUAUCUUCGUUACACAAAACAGGUCUCAAGAAGGUAUUUACCAGCUGAGAUUGUGUAUACAAGGAGAAUGGACAGACGUGUACGUAGAUGAUUUGCUUCCAUGCGAUGAAAAUGGAAGACUGCUUUUUUCUAGGGUGAAACGAAAUCAGUUGUGGGUCCCUUUAAUUGAAAAAGCUCUGGCAAAAAUAUAUGGCUCCUACGAAUCACUAAAAGCAGGCAGAUGUGUUGAAGGAAUGUCUCUGCUUACUGGAGCACCUUGUGAAAGUCUCAUGCUAAAAAGCGGUUUAAUUGAUGUUUGUUGUUCUUAUGUGAGGUUCCUGAUGGGAGCAUCUUGCGGAAGUGGCGACUCAAUUUAUAGUGAAUCCUGUGGCAAUGUUGGACUCGUCAACCUGCACGCAUACUCAGUACUGGAUAUUAAGGAAUUCGAUAAAUUGAGAUUGAUAAAGUUUCACAAUCCCUGGGGAACGUCUUCGUGGAAUCAGGGAUGUGCUGAUUAUUCACAGGAAGACUUGAAAAAUUUAGGAUUGUUCAACAAAAAUGAAAGUCACCAUAAUGGUGUUUUCUGGAUGGCUUAUGAUGACGUUUUAAAAUAUUUUCAGUCAGUUGAUAUCUGCAAGCACAGUUAUGAAUGGAUAGAUUACAGGAUCACAAAUGAAAUGUCGAAAGAUUUAACAUCUCCAGUGUCCACCAUUGAUCUCGCUAUUUCUUACAAACAAGAAGUUGAGUUUGGAUUGUUUCACAAAGAAAACAGACGGCACAAAUCAAAAACAGCAAAUAAAGCAGAUCUCUUUUUUGGUGUUUAUGAAACUAUCAAUAAAAACUCUCUAGUCGGCUCGCUAGUUGAAUCCAGCUCAAGAAAUUUAGGCAAUUUUGUAGGGUUCAGCUGCUUCUUGAAACCUGGACAUUAUAGAAUUGUUUGCUCAUCUUUAGGACAACUUAACACUUUUUCAGAACACCCGUUGAAAUACUGCUUGACGAUGCAUUCCACCAAGCCAAUAGAAUACAAUAUCAGCCAACAUUCUUCUCAUAUUUUGGCCUGCAGCAUUUUGGAAUUGUGCAAGAAGAAAGGAGAAUAUCGGCAGUUACAUUCAGAUUUGCAUGCUUAUCUUUUGAGAGCCAAAUGGAAUGGCUUCAUCGCUUGCGUUUACAACUCGUCAGCCUGUUUUUCUGUUCAUCUGAAGACAGAUCUAUCCGGGAGUUUCAACGUUAGAUCAACGAGGCAAAGUUUAACAUGUUACGACAUGAUACCUCCAAAAUAUGGAAUGGUGGUUUCAGUAUUAACUCAAAUUGAGAAGGAGAGUGCCAUCCUCGUUAAAUGGGCCACCUCCUGUGGGGAGUGCCUUCCCGGCUCAACACUUUCAAGGUUCUACGAGAUAAGUCCUGUUGCCGAUGAUUUACAUUACCCUUCAAUUGAAAAGAAUUUACUCGCACUGCACGAACCUAGAUACAUGUCUAACUUUUUUAUACAAGGUUAAACUUUUUCAAACUGUUAAUUUUUUGUUUGUUUAAUUAAUCAGACCGUGAUUUCUCAUAAUGUUGAAUAUGUAUUCUUUUUUAAACGUCAUUUUAACUCUUUUUUUUAAUUUUUUUUGACACGUUCGUAUUAUUUCGAAUUCAGUCUAAAAA